AUGACUUCGGAACCGCUGCUUUACAAGGACAAAGGUCCAAAGUACUACGUAAACCUUCAAAUUGCUGGGAUCUUUUUUGCAAUAAUUAUCUUUCAAACCUUUGACAAGGACUUAGCUUUGUCCGUAGAUUGGAAGUACUAUGUAAAAAAGUUAGUCUAUAUUUCGUUGCUCAUACCAGCUGGUGGAUUAGCUACCAAUUGGAGCGCCAAGAAACUUUUAUGUCUCAGCAUUGCCGGUAUCGGUAUUGUGCACUUGCUCACAGCGAUUCAAAUCGGCACCAUACAUCACAUUAACGAUUACAAGUUGCAAGUUAUUAGUGACCUGUUACUGAAUAUACUUAUUGGUGCAAUCCAAGCGCCGGUUCUGCCUUGCGUUUACGCACUUUUGGCGCGUCUCAGAUUGCCUGAACGUAGGGCGACCGAUUACUCUAUUGUUUUUUCCGCUAAGUCUUUUAUCCUAGCCUUAUACCUUAUCCUUUCGAGAUGGUCAAGCUACGAUCACAAUUCAGUUUACGCCCGAGUGAUUUUGGGAUUAAUGGCUGUGUUUUGGAGUAUCGUAUUCCAUUAUCUGGGAUCGAACUGUGACCUGGAAUUCGUGGACCAAGCUCCUUCGUUCAAGCCACAAAUACCAUGGAGGUCGAUUCUGUCGUCGCUGCCCGUCUGGACGUUGAUACUGUCUCACGCGGCUAGCUAUGCUGCUGAAUUGAUCACAUAUCGGUAUAUGAUAGAGUUCAGAACGCUGAAUGCUGGAAUAAUGCUGACAGUUUUGUUGAUCUGGGUGCUGGCUGGCAUCGGAUCGGGAUGGUUAUCAGACUCAUUCGUGGCAAGACACCGUUUAACAAGACUCAAAGCGCGUAAGAUCUUCAAUUCCUUAUCUACGUUUGUACCAGGGGCCGCAUUUGUAUUUGUGUAUGCGAUCGAGUGUAUCGCUCGAGGUGGAGAUUUUUUUAACAGUUUCAUCUGGGUAUUAAUGAAGUUCAUUAUAAUACUACUGAUCAACUUUCGAGGCAGUGGUUUUAUGAUCAACCACAUGGACUUGAGUCCGUACUAUGUGGGCAUUCUCAUCGCUAUUACACAAAUGGCCAAUCAAAUAGCACAAGCCGUAAUGACUCUGUUCGCAAUCUUAAUUCCCAUUGAGGGAAUCAAAACGAGUAUUCAGGACAAGUGGAGCCCGGUUCCAGCGUCGUAUCAAGAGGAACAUAAAUUGGAUAAAGUAAGGGAUCUAUUGUAA
Messenger RNA from Trichogramma pretiosum, 1230 nucleotides. Its product is annotated as sialin-like. NCBI's taxonomy places the organism in Eukaryota, Metazoa, Arthropoda, Insecta, Hymenoptera, Trichogrammatidae. Gene Ontology annotation, molecular function: transmembrane transporter activity. The record is from RefSeq and is a predicted model, not a curated record. Gene Ontology annotation, biological process: transmembrane transport. The coding region runs from base 1 to 1230 and encodes 409 amino acids. The transcript has 7 exons.